AAUAAAAUGACUAUCAACGACACUCGCGCUUUGGAAGAUGUGCUCUUGGCUUUGGAAAGGAUGCAGGAAAUGGUUGAUCUUGAGAAAAUUCUAUUCGCCGAAGCUUCGCCACCGCUAACCAAAGAUACGAUUGUCCUCGUGCUGCGGGUUUUAUGGACGAGAAGCAUGUUGGAGAUAAGAAGCCCAGAAAUACCGCUGUAUGUGACUGUGUUUAUGGCCUUUGAUAUCGGCACACCGGAACGAGCUGGAGAUGCGGAAGUGACUUUCCUUGAAGAACGUGAUGAGCUGUUUCUGAAAAGCUACGCUAGACACGAUAUGUGGAUGGCGGGUUCGCUCAAGGACACCGCUAUAUUGGGCCGUUUUCAGAACCCAGGGCAACAACGGCCAGCAAACGGCGCUUUAAGCGAAAAAUAG
Molecule: messenger RNA, 414 nt
Organism: Strongylus vulgaris
Lineage: Eukaryota; Metazoa; Nematoda; Chromadorea; Rhabditida; Strongylidae
Source: the annotation of a GenBank genome assembly